Messenger RNA from Miscanthus lutarioriparius, 2577 nucleotides. The record is from the annotation of a GenBank genome assembly. Lineage: Eukaryota; Viridiplantae; Streptophyta; Magnoliopsida; Poales; Poaceae.
AUGGCCUCCGGUUCAGGAAAGAACCAAUACGACAACGAAACCAAAGAACCGGUCUAUUCGCUGCGCCAGCGCGAGGAGUCCAACGCCGCCGCCGCUACAGAGCCGCCGCCCUCCGCUCCGCGGUUAGAGAUCAUCGAAGAAGAGGAAGAGGUCCAUGGGCCACCGGCAGCCGGAGGCCAGAACCCCUCCGCCGCCGCCGCCACCGCCACAGCUGCGGCGGCCGAGCAGAAGGGCGAGGAGACCGUGUCUCUUUUCUGGGCGGCCUGGGGCUCCGCUGGCGGCAAGCCCCCUGUUCCUCCACGCCCUCCCUCCUUCUCGAGAGCGGGCCCUCCCUCCUUCUCGAGAGCCGGAGGUCCGAGCGCCGCGUUCGAUUUGAAGAACGUGUUCGAUGAACUGAUGCUGGAGUGCCAGAGGGAGAGGAGCGGGGAAACGGACCAGAAAGCCGAGGCUGAGGGAACGCCGAGGCAACAGAAUGAGCAGGUGUUGUUUCCUGGAUAUUUCGACUACGUUCUUGAGCGAUUCCUGUUUGCUUGUGAUUUGGCCUUUGGGAUAUCGAAUCCUGCCGUUCUUGGGGAUCUUGGGGGAGGAUUUUGGAUACUGGAGUCUGGACCUAAGAAAUUGUGGACUCACCAGCACUUUGGCCCCAAAAAGGCAAGAAACCGCUCUGGAGAAAGGAUAGGAAUCUCCAACCGAAAUUACACAGUACCUCAUGUGAGCUACCAGAAACUCCACAUAACCGAGCUCAUUAGGCAUUACAAUCUCCUUGAAAUGGUUGCUGGACAAGGAGUGUUAUUUCAUUCACAUGCUCUGAACCUUCGCAAUGCCUAUUCUGAAUUUAGGCCAGUGCAUGGAGAUGGAGAGUGUUUCUACAGGAGCUUCAUAUUUUCCUACCUCGAGCAAGUCCUUCAUAGGCAGGAUACACAUGAGGAACACCGUCUUCUUGCUGCUAUUAAAGGAGUGGCUAGGCAACAUGCACGCCUUGGGUGGGCCUCCGAAUUUUCCAGGAGCCACAAAGCAUUUAAGAAGCUGAUAAAGAAAGUAAUGAGAUGGAAGACACACGGACGGUGGAAGCAUGUACCAACAAUUAACAGCUACCGCAUAGGGAAACUUCUUGAGUUCUUCAACGAUUAUAAGGGGACAGACGACAUUUUUGCUUUCCUCAGAUUGGUAGCAGCUAUCUGGAUAUGCUCGCACAGUGAAGAGUUUGUACCACUUAUACCUGAGCUCAAUGAAGGUCGCACUCUCACCGAAUGGUGCUUUCAAGAAGUUAUCCAGCGUAGGGUCUUUACAGAUCAUAUUCAGAUAACAGCACUAGUCAGGGCGCUUCGGGUGCCUCUGCGAGUGGAGUACCUCUUUCAAGAAGCUGGUCAAGACCUCUACAUUGGCCAAGAUCCCCAAGAUGAUAUGCCAAGAAGCACGUGUUGGCCACGUCAUCAUCAUCAAGUACCCCCUGAUCAUGAAGUUCCCCGUGUGACCGUGCUACACACGCAGGAGCACUAUGACAUCAUAUACCCAUACCAUCCUGAUGGUCCUGUGACUUCUGGUGAGAGCUCUGGUCAGCGGUCUGACAAGACAGAGAGCCAGGCCGCUAAGAGUCCAAGUCAACACCAGACGGGUAGCUGCAGUGGUGAGACAUCAAAUCAACAGAUUGACCGGGUAGAGGGCUCCACCUCCACUGGUACACAUGUUAUGGCUGGCCUGAUCAGGUUGCGUGCCAGUCUGAGGAGUUUGCCGUCAGUUCCUCGGUCGUCGUUCGCUCGGACACCUCCGGCUUUACAAGUGGCGGCUUGGUUUCCAAGCCCGCUAUUUCAUUCUGCUAACAUUCGUGAGAGCCGUGCUUUACUGGUAGCAGCACUGGAUGUAUCCAAGGAUGGGUCCUCGGUGGUUCUGGCGAAUAGCCAGCCUCCCAAAGGGGUUAUUGAGACAUUGCGCAAUGCUGAUGCAGUAUGUUUCGACGUCGAUAGCACCGUCAUCCUGGAUGAGGGUAUUGACGAGCUUGCUGAUUUCUGUGGGGCAGGGAAAGCUGUUGCUGAAUGGACAUCAAAAGCCAUGACUGGGACUGUUCCAUUUGAGGAGGCGCUGUCAGCUAGGCUGUCUUUAAUCAAGCCAUCUCUCUCCCAGGUGGAGGAGUGCCUGAAGAAGAGGCCACCAAGGAUUUCUCCUGGAAUGGCUGAUUUGGUUAAGAAGCUAAAAGCUAAUAAUAUUGAUGUAUUCCUUGUGUCAGGAGGCUUCCGACAAAUGAUCAAGCCUGUGGCAUUUGAGCUUGGUAUUCCUCCUGAAAACAUCAUUGCAAACCAUCUGCUCUUUGGCACUUUGGGGGAGUACGCUGGAUUUGAUCCCACAGAGCCCACUUCACGCAGUGGGGGUAAAGCAAAAGCGGUGCUGCAAAUAAAACAGGACCAUGGCUACAAGGCAGUCGUUAUGAUUGGUGAUGGCGCAACUGAUCUUGAGGCUCGGCAACCUGGCGGGGCAGACUUGUUCAUCUGUUAUGCCGGUGUUCAAAUGAGGGAGCCAGUCGCAGUAGAAGCUGACUGGGUGGUUUUUGAUUUUCAAGAGCUGAUCACCAAGUUGUCAUAA